AUGCCUCAGUGCCUCCAUGUCCAUUGUAAAUACAACAGGAUGUUCUUGUCCCCAGUAGCCCUAGUACUGCUCAGAACUACUACACGCGACUUCAUGAUUUCUGUUUUCUUGACGUUCCUCGUCCUUGGCGCCGUUUUUAGCUCCUCUUCAAACGCAGAGCGAAUCUCCGACUGGAUCGACGUCCAUAACCUUCCCGGUACGAGAGACGGCAUCCUCUUGCGCGAGGCGAUACGACACGCUGACACGGAGGACAAAGAAAAUGCUGUAAGGACCGCAUCACAGACAAGCACUGCAUCGCAAGUUGUACUAACCCGAAGAUCAUUACCACGAUCGCCGCGUAUCGUCGCGGCCCUGACGACCACUCCGAAGAGACUACAUUUGCUAAAACCAUGCUUGGAUUCCCUCCUCCACAAACAAACCGUUCCGCUCGACGCGGUCUACCUCUUCGUCCCCUGGGUGUUUCUGAGGAAUAACGAGGAAUAUGACUUCGAAAAAACGAAGGAUGGGAAAACUUCCUUCUGGAAUAACGACGAUGGUGGAUACAGGUUUAGUAUUUUUCCGGUGGCAGGGACCACGACGACCAGAAUAGAUCGGAAAUAUAAAAAUCGGGAGGCAGAAGUAGACACAAGAGGCGGACCUGAUUUUGAUUUGCUCAACGAGCUGCAGCAGGAUCAGAGUUCGCGUGCUCUGCACGACCGGAAUGC
Messenger RNA from Amoebophrya sp. A120, 704 nucleotides. The record is from the annotation of a GenBank genome assembly. NCBI's taxonomy places the organism in Eukaryota, Dinophyceae, Syndiniales, Amoebophryaceae.